Molecule: messenger RNA, 810 nt
Organism: Penicillium longicatenatum
Lineage: Eukaryota; Fungi; Ascomycota; Eurotiomycetes; Eurotiales; Aspergillaceae
Product: mediator of RNA polymerase II transcription subunit 18
Exons: 2
Coding region: 1-810 (269 amino acids)
Biological process (GO): regulation of transcription by RNA polymerase II; termination of RNA polymerase II transcription
Cellular component (GO): mediator complex; core mediator complex
Molecular function (GO): transcription coregulator activity
Source: RefSeq, a predicted model, not a curated record
AUGCAUGAGCUUUUGUUGUUCGCCUCGGUCCCGGUUCAUCAGCAUCAUGAGCUUCUACAGCAGCUUACCGGGCUGACGGCUAUGCAGCCUCGCCACGCUCUCGAGCGUCGGCUGAUUUUCAAGGCCUAUCGGAAACCAGGUCUCGCCACGGUUCGCACUGGGGGCAGCCAAGACCUGCAGUCGGGGGACCUGCAACGCGUCAACAAGAUGCUCAAUGGUGGCAUGUUCUACACCCAGGUCGUCGGCCCCGUGUCGGACUCGGCUUUCGGGGCUACCUCGGUCCCUGAUUUCGACACCCAGAUGGCUGGCAUGGAUGAGUCCAAGUCCGAGCCCCAUGUGCCAUAUGACUUUGAGCAACAACCCUGGAAACUGGAGUUUCGUGAUAUUCCCGAGGCAGGGACCCGAUCCGCUGUCACGGCCCGUGUCAUGGCUAGUGCCUCGCUGCCGCGGGGCGAUAUCGUCCCCGCCAUGAAUGCGUGGGGCUACAGCUUUGUGACCGAGUAUGUGGUCGAGGGCGAUGUCUUUAUCCAUAACGAUAUCACUAUUUUCUUACAUCGGGUGCUGCAUUAUCCCGUUUCCGAGCAUGAGGGCCGUGUGCCUCGGCAGCAACUUCCGGCAUUCUCUGACAUGGCGCCACUGGAGAAGACUGGGAGCUAUGUGUUGCAGGCCUCUAUCAACGUCCUGGAUGGCAGCAACCAGGAGACCAUGAAGACAGCCUCCCAGCAUUUGUUCGGGCUGCGGGAACAGCUCAAAUCUGCAGUGAAGCUGGAGCAGGCGGAUCGUCUGUCUCUGGAUACUAGGGCGAAGUAA